Messenger RNA from Pyricularia pennisetigena, 2979 nucleotides. RefSeq lists its product as uncharacterized. Lineage: Eukaryota; Fungi; Ascomycota; Sordariomycetes; Magnaporthales; Pyriculariaceae. The record is from RefSeq and is a predicted model, not a curated record. The transcript is spliced from 6 exons. The coding region runs from base 1 to 2979 and encodes 992 amino acids.
AUGUCCAGUAAUAACUUGGUAAUCUUUUCAGGCGAUGGAGGCGCAGAACUGGUGGACCUCACCCAGGCCACUAUCUUCAUCCAUGCCGACGACUUCCCGGGCGUACACAUCGCCGCAAGAAACCUUGCCCAAGAUUUUGCACGCGUGACCGGUGGCGUCUCGCGACCGGUUGUGCUGGUUAAAGGGAAUGCAGACCCUACUGACAUUGAAAAGGUAGACAAUGGAAUUGUUAUCGGUAGUUUGCAGAGAAGCCCCUUGCUGCAAAAUCUGAAAGGACAUGAAGUCGUUUCUUUGGGUACCGGGCGGGUUCUUGGAAAGUGGGAGUCCUUUACAACUGCUGUUCUCGAGCAGCCUUAUCCAUGGUGCAAAAGGUCUUUGGUCAUCGCCGGAAGCGACAAGAGAGGUGCCAUCUUCGGAACAUAUACGCUAUCGGAACAGAUCGGGGUUUCACCAUGGUACUAUUGGGCUGAUGUGCCACCCAAGCAACGUACUUCUAUCCAUGCUCUCCCUGUCACCACCUACCAAGGAGAGCCAAGCGUCAAGUAUCGGGGAAUCUUUAUCAAUGACGAGGCGCCUGCCCUCACAGGCUGGGUUCUUGAAAAUUUUGGUAGCUAUGGCCCAGAAUUCUACAAGAAAGUCUACGAACUGCUGCUACGCCUAAAGCGACAGGCAAACUUUAUGUGGCCGGCCAUGUGGCCGGGAUAUCCAAAUCCAGGAGCCAUUUUUUUCACCGACGAUGCAGAGAACGCCCGGAUUGCAGACGAGUACGGCAUAGCUGUUUCCACCUCACAUCACGAGCCGAUGCAAAGAGCCACCAGCGAAUGGUUCGCGGAUAACCCUGACGGCAGCUGGAACUGGUUAACGAACCGUGAGAAGAUUACCGACUUCUUCAAGGAGGGAGCUAGCAGGGCCAAAGGACUCGAGUCAUAUUUCACAUUGGGAAUGCGCGGAGAAUAUGACAAAGGAAUGAAGGCAGACGACCCGGCUGCUGUUGUACGCGAUGUACUCAAGACACAGCGGGGAAUCUUUAAAGAUGUGUAUGGGCGAGAAGAUGCCGUACCACAGUUACUUGCUCUUUACAAGGAAGUACAAGAGCAAUACGACAGCGGUCGUCUUGAGGUGCCAGACGACGUGACACUUCUCUUUGCAGAUGACAACUUUGGGUCCAUCAGAAGACUACCGACUGGGAAUGAGGUUGAAAGAAGCGGCGGCGCAGGGAUAUACUAUCACUUCGAGUAUGUUGGUGUGCCCAGAAGCUACAAGUGGAUUAAUAGCAAUUCGCUGGGCAAAACCUGGCACCAGCUAAGGGAGGCUUAUCGGAGAAAAGCAAACAGAAUUUGGGUCUUCAAUGUUGGUGACAUUAAGCCCAUUGAGGUGCCCCUGACUUUUGCCAUGAAGCUUGCUUGGGACAUCAACUCAGUGAAGCCCGACGACUUUCAGACGACGUUCUACAGAAGUACUGCCGAGUCUUAUUUCAGCAAUUCCAUACUUGCACAGAGGAUUGCUGCCAGCUGGCAAGCAUAUGAUCGACUUGCCAGCUUGCGCAGACAUGAGCAUAUUGAGCCAUCUACCUUUUCCUUGCUCCAUUACAACGAGGCAACCAGAGUCGUAAAGCGCUGGAAGGAUCUCGUGACCGACGCAGAGGAGAUAAACGCUCAGUGCAGCGAAGCAGAAAAGCCGGCAGUCUUCGAGUUGGUUCUUCAUCCGGCUAAGGCUUCCUACAUAUUCACCCGGUUGCAGAUCACGCUAGCGCGUAACCAGAUGUUUGCAAGGCAAAGACGAAACACAACCAACGCUGUCGCUCGAAGAGUACUUGAGCUGUUUGACGCCGACUUUGAUCUCUCGGAAGAGUUCCACCACAGCCUUCUACAAGGAAAAUGGAAUCACAUCAUGUGUCAAGCUCACAUGGGUUAUGGAGAUACGUGGCAUGCCCCUUCCCGUGAUAUGAUCUCGGGACUCUGCUACGUUCAAACCAGACAAAACUCGAACGCAAUUGUCGGGCAGAUGGGAGUCGCGGUGGAGGGGCACGAGGGCGUUAGGCCAGGGCGGAUCAAUGAGGAGUCGGAGCGUACGCACCCGAGCCGGAGAGAUCUGGUGCCGGGCCUUACGCUUGCGCCAAUGAGCCGCUAUGGGCCUGCCAGCCGAUGGUUCGACAUCUUCACACGAGGCACCCAGGUCAUUCAUUGGCAGGCAGUCUCGCCUUACUCGUGGAUCACACUCUCUGAGAACGCUGGCACAUUGAAUCCCAAGUCGGCGGAUCCCGAUGAAGAUGCUCAUGUUGAGAUAUCCAUCAAUUGGGAUCAGGUUUCAGAUGACUUCAUGUCAGAGGUCCUCGUUGAUAUCCGCUCAGAAGAAGGCGAUUUUGAGCAACUUCACCUGCCCGUCGACGGCCGACGUCUGCCAAGCUCCUUUUCCGCCGGUUUUGUCGAGGCUGACGGCCUCAUUUCCAUACCUGCACCACGUGUACAGGGCCCUUUACCGUCCGACUACCAAGUGCUUUCCGAGAUGGGAAGAGGGCUUGAAGGUUCAGUAGCCAACCUUGACGCUCUCAACGCUGACUCGACGCUUGGGGAAUGCCUGGAAUACAAGACGUAUGUCUUCACAGACGCGACUGCGGCAGACGCAAACGUAGCAGUCUUGGUUUUGUAUUUCAACAUGACCCUCGAUAUUGAUCCCACCGACCCCAUGAGCUUCAAACUUCAGGUUGAUGAUGGUCAAGCUCGUACUCAUACAUUACUUCCAUCACAAGGCCAAAAGGGCCAGGCAGGCAAUGGACUUCCCGACGGCUGGUUCCAUGCCGUGCAGGACUGCGUCUGGCUGCGCAAGUAUGACAUCAAUGAUACCGUCCUCACACCUGGGGAACACACCAUACGCCUCUGGUUGGGACACAGCAAUUUGGUACUAGAAAAGAUUGUGAUUGACUUUGGCGGGAUGAAACCCAGCUAUCUAGGCCCUCCUGCGAGCAUGUACAUCGACUAA